This is a messenger RNA of Recurvomyces mirabilis, 2943 nucleotides long. RefSeq names its product Phosphatidylinositol 4-kinase pik1alpha (PI4-kinase)(PtdIns-4-kinase) (gene PIK1). Gene Ontology annotation, molecular function: 1-phosphatidylinositol 4-kinase activity. Gene Ontology annotation, biological process: phosphatidylinositol-mediated signaling; phosphatidylinositol phosphate biosynthetic process. The transcript has 3 exons. Gene Ontology annotation, cellular component: membrane; cytoplasm. Bases 1 to 2943 code for a protein of 980 amino acids. Lineage: Eukaryota; Fungi; Ascomycota; Dothideomycetes; Mycosphaerellales; Teratosphaeriaceae. The record is from RefSeq and is a predicted model, not a curated record.
AUGAGCUGGAAUCUGCUCGAGCGCUUCAUCGAGUCCGAGCACUUUAACAAAGACCCUUCCCUGACCGUCGCCUACCUUGCGAGGUACGCCGAGCAUGUCGGAAUCCACUAUGUCCUCUGCAGCAAGCUACGACAGUUCAGCUACGAGGAGAUCGAGUUCUUUCUGCCGCAAUUAUGCCAUUUGCUCAUCUCGAUCGAUAAUGAAUCAAUGGCCUUGGAGGAGUUCCUCAUAGACUUGUGUGAAGAGUCGGUCAAUGGAGCGUUAUUGACAUUCUGGCUCUUCCAGACCUACCUCCACGAUCUAGCUCCUCAGCCGGCCUCGAAUGCUUUUCAGACUUGUCGCAGACUUUACAAUAAAGUGCAGAGGAUAGUCUUCAGUAGCGGAGAGCCUUUGAAGCGGGAGAAGAUACAAGAGAAUGUCUUGCCGGUCACCGUCCUUUCGAGCUUGGUGCUAGCGGGUAUAGCCCUACCAGUGCUGCCGCAGCAUGCCGGACCACUCGCCAUUGCGCAGGCGAGGCGACCACGACCGAUCGAGGAUCUCAUAUCCGAAGCUCUGCCACCGGCACAGAAGUUAGGCAGGAGCGCAACCGUGACAGGAAGCACAAGCACAUCGAAGAAAGUGCGUCCGGGCUCGAGCGAUUCGAAACAAGCUGGUCCACGAAGACCGAAACGACCGUCUGCGAUAGACGUCAGCGGAGUUGCAGCACCCCGGACACUGCCCAUCACACCACGUACAGAUGGCAAAAAGGCUUCUUCGCAUCGCCAGUCUCUUGCUGCGAUACGCAAUAGUGAGGCUUUCAGCAGUACGGCCUCACUACCAGUACACAAAGACGUGCCACCCGCUGCGAGUGUGCCCACUUCAGCUGGCGUACCACGACGACCGAGCGAGCCACCACGGCGGCAUUCCCACGCAUCACGACCUACGACACCUUCAACGGUGUCACGAUCACACAGAACUCGAAUGCUACGGCAGAAUUACUUUCGGAGUCAGACGCAAUUUCUGGCCGCAUUGGAAGGUAUUUCAUCUCGGCUAGUGUCAGUGCCUAAGCCUGCACGGCUCAGUGCGCUACGAGCCGAGCUGGCCCUCAUCGCUCAGGAUCUACCAGCAGAGGUCGACAUACCUCUCAUCUGCCCGGCCACUCUAAUAGACGGCUCAGCUAGUCGAAGUCGCCAUCACCGCAUCGUGCGUCUGAAUCCUGCCGAAGCGACAAGUCUGAACAGUGCUGAGAAAGUUCCAUAUCUACUCAUGUUAGAAGUGCUGCGAGAGGACUUUGAUUUUGAUUCCGAGAGUGAGCAGAACGUACAGCUCCUUGCCGAACUACUUUCCGAGAAGGGCAAGCCGAAACGGAGAUUGUUCGACACGUCCGACGCUGCACGAAAAGCCGCCAUAAAUUCACAGAAUGACACAACCAGCGAUAGUGUUCUUGAGCCUACCAACGGCGAUCUCUCCAGUGCAGCACUACUCAAAGAUGCCAAUCUUGAAAAGAGUGGUAGUCCUGUAAUGCGAGGUACCAGAGAACCACCAAGGCUUUCCAGUGGCGUGAGCACGAUAUCUUCAGAUCCUAGUCUGGCGACACCACGCAAUUCUGAAGGACCAGAUGCGGGCUCUGACAGCCCAGCUUUGCGAAGCUCACCCUAUAUCAAGCCUCAGAAUCCAACACAGUCAGACGUCUCCGCACUGGCCGAUCACAUGCGCAUGGCGUCACAAAUGCUAGCUCAACUCGAACUCAGCGCUGCCAAACGACCGAAGACUGAAGUGGCUGCCAUCAAGGCCAAGAUCAUUGCCAGCAUGCAGUCUCUGGAAGAACAGAGCUUUUUGAACGACGAUGCUUUAGGUACACCGAACUUUGACCAGAUCAUGGCCAAAGCCAGUGCGGCAGCCGCGCAGACUGGAGCCAAUGAUAUCGAGAACGAUGAGCUGGAUGUUCCCGCUGAUCCGGCUGUCAAUUCAGGUAAGGGAGCAGCACGGAUGGAGAACGAUGCCAUGACUGGUGGGAUCCAACGCGCGAACGGAGACCGAGAUGACCCAUCCGCCGCGACUUUUGGCGAGGCCUGGGAGCAGAAGAAAGAGCGAAUUCGACGGUCGUCACCCUAUGGCUGGGUCAAGAACUGGGAUCUUAUCUCCGUCAUCGUCAAGACUGGAGCGGACUUGAGACAAGAAGCUUUCGCUUGCCAACUUAUAGCCGUUUGUGACAAGAUCUUCUCCGAGCACAAAGUCGAUGUCUGGGUGAAGAAUAUGCGGAUCCUGGUUACUGGGGAAUCCUCCGGCCUCAUCGAAACAAUCACUAACGCCGUCUCCCUCCACUCCCUAAAACGGAGCCUCACCCUCGCCUCAAUAACCGCCGGCACGAACCCGAAGAAACGCAUCGCCACGCUCCAAGACCACUACGCCAAGACCUUCGGCCCCGUGGACAGUCCCGCCUACCAAGCCGCCAUAGACUGUUUCGUCCGCAGUCUCGCAGCCUACAGUAUCAUCUCCUACAUCCUGCAACUCAAAGACCGCCAUAACGGAAACAUCCUCAUCGACUCCGAGGGCCAUGUGAUUCAUAUCGAUUUCGGCUUCAUGCUCUAUAAUUCCCCCGGGAACAUGGGUUUCGAAGCCGCGCCCUUUAAACUCACCUCCGAGUAUCUCGAGCUUCUCGGUCCCGUGGACGGGGCACCGUUCACGUUGUUCAAGGACCUGAUUAAAGAGGCUUUUCAGGCUUUACGCAGGGAGGCCGAGCGGAUUGUCACGUUAGUUGAGUUGAUGGGGAGGGAGAGCAGGAAGCCUUGUUAUGGUGGCGGGGUCGUUACCGUUAUGGCGGCGUUGAGGGCGAGGUUUGUACUUGAGAGGAGUGAGCAGGGUGCGAGGGAGUUUGUGGACGAGUUGGUGGGGAAGAGUGCGGGGAGUUAUUACACGCGGCUUUAUGAUACUUUUCAGUAUCGGACGCAGGGGAUUUAUUAA